GUCAAGCUUUUGACCUUUCAUUUCCUUACAAAUACGAGACUCGUCAUGCUUUGAGGUGUUGUUGUUUUCUCUGAAUAUAUCAGGGAGCAAAGCUAUGGCUGUAGCUCGUCAUGUUUUUGUGUUCUUGUCUGUGUUAGUGGUGGUGAGUUGGGGAUUAGAGAGAUGUGAGGCUACUGGGAAGUUUAGCUUCGAAGUUCACCACAUGUUCUCUGAUGCGGUCAAGCAGACUCUUGGGCUUGACAAUCUUGUCCCCGAGAAGGGAAGUAUGGAGUACUUCAAGGUUUUGGCCCACCGUGAUCAGUUGAUCAGGGGUCGAGGUCUUGCUUCCAACAACGAAAAGCCAUCCGUCACGUUCAUGCGGGGAAACUUCACGAUUGGAGUCGACGUUCUGGGAUUCCUCCAUUAUGCCAAUGUCUCUGUGGGAACACCGGCUACAUGGUUCUUCGUGGCUCUGGACACGGGCAGCGAUUUGUUUUGGUUGCCUUGUAACUGUGGUACAACGUGUAUCCGUGACGUGAAAGAUGUUGGACUUCCACAGAGUCGACCACUCAAUAUAUACAGCCCCAACGCAUCUUCUACGAGCUCAAGCAUUAGAUGCAGUGACAAGCGUUGUUUUGGAUCGAGAGGAUGUUCUUCUCCUGCAAGUAUUUGCCCUUAUCAGAUCCAGUACCUUUCUAACAACACAUUCACCAGAGGGACCUUGGUCGAGGAUGUGUUGCAUUUGGUCACAGAGGAUGAUGGUCUAGAGCCUGUUAAAGCUAAUGUCACGCUUGGUUGCGGUCAGAAUCAGACAGGUUUGUUCGGGGAAGGUAUUGCUUUGAACGGUCUUCUCGGGCUUGGUUUGGAAGAUUACUCUGUUCCAAGUGUACUGGCAAAAGCAAAUAUUACCGCAAACUCCUUCUCAAUGUGUAUUGGGAAUGUUAUUGACGUUGUUGGGAGAAUCAGCUUCGGAGACAAAGGCUACACAGACCAGCAGGAGACGCCACUAGUUCCUGUUGGACCAAGUCCGACUUAUGCUGUGGAUGUGACGGAAGUAUCAGUUGGGGGAGAGGCUCUCGGGGUUAAGCUCCUCGCACUCGUUGACACUGGCACAUCAUUUACACACUUACUGGAGGCAGAAUAUGAUCUUGUUACCAAAACUUUCGACGAUCAAGUCAAAGACAAGCGACGCCCUAUUGAUCCAAAGCUUCCAUUUGAGUUCUGUUAUGACUUAAGUCCAAACAGUACAACCAUUUAUUUCCCUAAAAUUAUAGUGACUUUUGGAGGAGGAUCACAAAUGAUACUGAGAAACCCUCUUUUCUCUGUGUUCAAUGAGGACGGUACCGCCAUGUACUGCUUAGGUAUUCUGAAGAGUGUGAAUUUCAAGCUUAACAUUUUUGGACAGAACUUCUUGUCUGGAUACCGCAUUGUAUUCGACCGGGAGAGGAUGGUUUUGGGUUGGAAGCGGUCUAACUGUUAUGAGGAUGAAAGCUUAGAAGCUACUCCUCCACCACCAGAGAGAGAAGCUCCUUCACCAAGACUAUCUGCUCCACUACCUAGUCCUCCUCCUCCUCCUCUUGUUUCCAUUGCUACACCUCCCCUUCCCCCAUUUGACCCCCGUAGCUCUACCGGAAAUGGAUCAGGCGGAGCAGCCAGUCUCAGCCCUCUUUCAUCUCAACUCCUGCUUCUCCUCUCUCUUUUGGCCUUCCUCUCAUUCACAUAAGCAUUCUUGUUUGGUUGGUUUGAUCAUUUUUAUGUUCAUUUAAUUAAAAAAAAACUCUUUGUU
This is a messenger RNA of Brassica oleracea var. oleracea, 1765 nucleotides long. RefSeq names its product aspartic proteinase-like protein 1. The coding region runs from base 95 to 1702 and encodes 535 amino acids. Lineage: Eukaryota; Viridiplantae; Streptophyta; Magnoliopsida; Brassicales; Brassicaceae. Gene Ontology annotation, biological process: proteolysis. The record is from RefSeq and is a predicted model, not a curated record. Gene Ontology annotation, molecular function: aspartic-type endopeptidase activity. The transcript has 10 exons.